UUAAGGCAGGUUUCCGUCAGACUUCUGACUAAAUUUUCUUUUAUUUGAAUAGCAGAAAUAUGAUUUAUUAGGAUCAGAAACUAUUUUAGUCUGUUACAUGACUUAAUUAUAAGGUGAUAAUUUAACUCAGAUGGAAAUUUAGGACAAUGGAGCUUUAUUAUUGAUCCACAACUUAGAAUAAGGGACUAUAGUACAAUAAUCCACCAUCUUCCAAGUUAAUUCUAUUCUGGUGCUAAUCAUGUUUUCUAAGUUACUAGCCUCAAGUGUGACUCAUGCUCAUGUUGCUUCUGCCCUUCUAGCUCAAACCUUGGUGCUGGUUCCAUGGCGAUCGAGUCGUCGUUCAAGCGCCACAUAUGCCCUUCUUGCUCAAGGUCUGGUGGUGCUGGUUCCAUGGCGAUCUAGUCGUCGUUCAAGCGCCACAUAUGCCCUUCUUGCUCAAGGUCUGGUGGUGCUGGUUCCAUGGCGAUCUAGUCGUCGUUCAAGCGCCACAUAUGCCCUUCUUGCUCAAGGUCUGGUGGUGCUGGUUCCAUGGCGAUCUAGUCGUCGUUCAAGCGCCACAUAUGCCCUUCUUGCUCAAGGUCUGGUGGUGCUGGUUCCAUGGCGAUCUAGUCGUCGUUCAAGCGCCACAUAUGCCCUUCUUGCUCAAGGUCUGGUGGUGCUGGUUCCAUGGCGAUCUAGUCGUCGUUCAAGCGCCACAUAUGCCCUUCUUGCUCAAGGUCUGGUGGUGCUGGUUCCAUGGCUAAGUAACCAUUCAUGUUUAGCUGAUUAGUAUCAGAACGUCCAAGCUCAUGUUUGGUAGAUUGGUAGUGUUGAUCAGCAAGUGAAAAUGUGGUAAAAACUAUUAGUCCUAGGGACAUAACUAGCAAGAACUUGGAAGUUAUUGACAUCUUUGUAAUGUUAUAUUAUUAUUGUACU
Nicotiana tabacum (common tobacco) is the source of this 915-nucleotide messenger RNA. The record is from RefSeq and is a predicted model, not a curated record. Lineage: Eukaryota; Viridiplantae; Streptophyta; Magnoliopsida; Solanales; Solanaceae.